ACCAAGAGGAAAAAGGAUGGGGUUCCAAACUGAAAAAUCCUCCUCUUCCAUGGGGUGUAGAAGCAAGCAAGUGUAUUGGUGCUCAGUAGACAAGAAAUAUUGUUAUUGUGGCUCUAUAACUGACUGGUAUUGGGAUGAUGUUGAAUAUAAAAAUUAUAAGUGGUGCAAAUGGUGUCAUAAAACUAAUCAUAAUACGAAUAAUUGUUGGUUUGCUUCGAAAUUUCCUGAAAUCAUGGGUUAUGGGCCAAAAUUGCCUGAAGUCACGAGCCAAGAAUGGGAAGAAAAGAUCAA
Racocetra persica is the source of this 291-nucleotide messenger RNA. NCBI's taxonomy places the organism in Eukaryota, Fungi, Glomeromycota, Glomeromycetes, Diversisporales, Gigasporaceae. The record is from the annotation of a GenBank genome assembly.